CUUGAGUCAACUGUUGUCAAUCGUUCAACAAAUAAAUACUAUGGUAAGAUUUGUUGUGUGUAUCAUUUUAGGACCAUGUUUGAACGAUAAUUUAACGCUGAUCAACAAAUUUAUGUAAUUUUAAUUUAAUUUAAAAUUAUUUUAAUAACACAACUUAAAUACCCAUGUUUGAAGCAGUAUAUUACCUAAUAGAAAAUGUCCAACAAUGACAAUAAUGAAAAUUUGCCUUCUGGUACUGUUAGACCUUCAAUUCCUCAGUUAGAUAUUCGGCAAGACGCUAUUGUAGCAGAAAAACGUAGACAGUUAAAACUAGCUAUACAAGGAUCUUCAAGUUCUUCUUUUGGAUUCAGCUCACCCAUUCAGACUUUACAAUCAUUAAAAUCUGACGAAGAAAGCCGCGUACAAUGCAAUGGCACAAUCACCAAACAACUUAGUUUACCUAAAGUGAAACUGCCAAAUCCUGAACCAACUGUAGAAAAGUCAAGAUACAGACUCAUAGAACGCUGUAAAUUACGAGAAAGACUUAAAAUAUGUCAAACCAUUCAAUCUACAGGAAAACUUCAACUAUCUGAAAAUAAAGUUUAUGACUUUACAUCUGAUGAUUUACAAGAUUUAGGAGAAAUUGGACGUGGUGGUUUUGGUACAGUCAACAAAAUGUUACAUAGAAGUAGUGACAUGGUUAUGGCUGUUAAGAGAAUAAGGUCCACUGUUGAUGAGAAUGAACAAAAACAAUUGUUAAUGGAUUUAGAUGUUGUUAUGAAAUCUAAUGAGUGUCCUUACAUUGUACAAUUUUAUGGAGCUUUAUUCAAAGAAGGCGAUUGCUGGAUUUGUAUGGAACUUAUGGAUACAUCUUUAGAUAAAUUUUAUAAAUAUAUUUAUGAAAAAUUAAAUCAACAAAUACCAGAGAACAUUUUGGGGAAAAUAACCGUCGCUACAGUAAAAGCUUUAAACUAUUUGAAAGAAAAAUUAAAAAUUAUACAUCGUGAUGUAAAACCUAGUAAUAUUUUAUUGGAUUCUCGAGGAAAUAUCAAAUUAUGUGAUUUUGGUAUUUCUGGACAGUUAGUAGAUUCCAUUGCUAAAACAAGAGAUGCGGGUUGCCGUCCAUACAUGGCUCCUGAAAGAAUAGAUCCAGUUCGUGGCAGAAGUGGUUAUGAUGUUAGAUCAGAUGUUUGGUCACUAGGCAUUACAUUAGUAGAAGUAGCCACAGGUCGAUUUCCAUAUCCAAGAUGGAGUUCAGUUUUUGAACAACUUUGUCAAGUGGUCCAAGGAGAUCCACCUCGAUUACAUCAGUCAUCAAAUAAUUUCUCUCUUCAUUUUAUUAACUUUGUUAACACAUGUUUGAUUAAAGAAGAAAAUCAAAGACCAAAGUAUAACAAACUACUGGAACAUCCAUUCAUAAAACGUAGUGACACUGAAAGUGUUGAUGUUGCUUCAUACAUUAGUGAAAUCAUGGCAGCAAUGGAAAAUGAUGGUGCAUUCAUGUAUACUAUGAACGAUCCUUGAUUAAUAUUUAAUUGUUUUAUAGAGUACAUAGAAAAGUACUUCACAAUUUUAUCAAGUUUAACAAGUACACUAAAUCCUACCAUUGUUAGAAAGAAUGAAAAUUUAAAAUAUUUCUAGGAUAUAUUCUAUUCAAAUUAUAGAGUAUGUAACACUUGAAGAAUAUUACUUUCAAGUUCAUAUAAAAUUUAAAUGACAAUUUAAUUUUUGUUAUAAAAUUUUGAAAAAUUUUAAGUCAAAAUUUUUUUUUUUUGCGUAUAUCCCACAAUUAUUUUUUACCUUCAAAUUUUUAUUUGAUAAAAACUUCAGCAAUAUAUUUAACAUAAUUACUCAUUCAUAGUUGCAUUUAAUUUUAAAAUUAAAAAAAAUCUAAAUUAUUUGUUUUUAUGUUUGUAAUCAUUUUUUGAAAUAAUCACA
This is a messenger RNA of Daktulosphaira vitifoliae (grape phylloxera), 1917 nucleotides long. RefSeq names its product dual specificity mitogen-activated protein kinase kinase 4 (gene Mkk4). The coding region runs from base 196 to 1503 and encodes 435 amino acids. Gene Ontology annotation, molecular function: JUN kinase kinase activity; ATP binding. The transcript is spliced from 12 exons. Gene Ontology annotation, biological process: protein phosphorylation; MAPK cascade. Lineage: Eukaryota; Metazoa; Arthropoda; Insecta; Hemiptera; Phylloxeridae. The record is from RefSeq and is a predicted model, not a curated record.